CAACGCCACUACUCAGCUGCCAUUCACAAUCAGCUGCUACAAAAAAAUUUGUUCUACCUUAAACGAACGCUUUAUUUUUGGCUUGGAAUUAGUGAAAAAUUUUAAACAAAAUAAUACUUCAAAAUGAAGCUGCUGCACAAGACUUUCUUGUGCGCGCUUAUAGCGUUAGUCGGCUGCCUAAUAUUUGUCGCCGCACAGGGUAAACAACAGAAGACGGGCCUGUCUCUAUCGGAAAAGGUUCAAAAUCUGGUGGAUAUGAACAUGAAGAAGCCCCUGUUGCGUUUCAAUGGUCCCAAAUUCCGCGAGUAUGUGAAAAAUACGCCGCGCAACUACUCAAUGAUCGUGAUGCUUACGGCACUGGCGCCUUCUCGCCAAUGUCAAAUUUGUCGCCAUGCCCACGACGAAUUUAGCAUUGUGGCCAACUCGUAUCGUUUCUCGCCAAUCUACUCCAAUAAGCUAUUCUUUGCCAUGGUCGAUUUUGAUGACGGUUCCGAUGUGUUUCAAAUGUUGCGUCUGAACACGGCGCCCGUUUUUAUGCAUUUCCCGGCCAAGGGCAAGCCAAAAGGUGCGGAUACCAUGGAUAUUCAUCGUGUGGGCUUUGCUGCUGAUUCGAUUGCAAAAUUUGUGGCCGAGCGCACGGAUAUCACAAUACGCAUCUUCCGUCCACCAAAUUAUUCGGGCACAGUGGCCAUGAUUACUCUCGUUGCCUUGGUUGGUAGCUUCUUGUACAUACGACGUAACAAUCUGGAAUUUUUGUACAACAAAAAUUUGUGGGGAGCAGUGGCGCUGUUCUUCUGUUUCGCCAUGAUCUCGGGUCAGAUGUGGAAUCACAUACGUGGACCGCCGCUAGUGCACAAGACACAAAAUGGAGGCGUUGCCUACAUACAUGGCUCAUCGCAGGGUCAACUGGUCGUGGAGACCUACAUUGUCAUGUUUUUGAAUGCUAUGAUUGUGCUCGGCAUGAUUCUGCUGAUCGAAUCGGGCACACCGAAGGCUCACAAUCGUAAUCGCAUGAUGGCGAUGGCUGGUCUAGUACUUUUAACGGUAUUCUUUUCAUUUCUGCUAUCCGUAUUCCGUUCCAAGGCGCAGGGUUAUCCAUAUAGUUUCUUGUUUAAGUAAAAACUGGCGCCCCAAAAGAAGUUCGAUUGGAACGUUAUUAACGUAUUAUUAACGUUUUAUAUAUAGUUCAAAUUCCAAAACUAAAAUAAAACCACACAAAUCACUAAAACACGUCUAAUAAAUA
Drosophila hydei is the source of this 1243-nucleotide messenger RNA. RefSeq names its product tumor suppressor candidate 3 (gene Ostgamma). Gene Ontology annotation, cellular component: oligosaccharyltransferase complex. The transcript has 4 exons. Lineage: Eukaryota; Metazoa; Arthropoda; Insecta; Diptera; Drosophilidae. The record is from RefSeq and is a predicted model, not a curated record. Bases 124 to 1119 code for a protein of 331 amino acids.